Chenopodium quinoa (quinoa) is the source of this 3122-nucleotide messenger RNA. Its product is annotated as zinc finger BED domain-containing protein RICESLEEPER 2-like. Bases 1839 to 2615 code for a protein of 258 amino acids. NCBI's taxonomy places the organism in Eukaryota, Viridiplantae, Streptophyta, Magnoliopsida, Caryophyllales, Amaranthaceae. Gene Ontology annotation, molecular function: protein dimerization activity; DNA binding. The record is from RefSeq and is a predicted model, not a curated record. The transcript has 2 exons.
UAUUGGGUAGGGCUACCCAAUGGCAAAAGGGUCGGGCCUAAUACUAAAGGGUUUUGACCCUUUAAUUUUUUAAUGGACAGGGCUUUUAUAGGGUCUUAUUUUAUAGGGUUUUUAUAGGGUUUUAUUUUAUAGCCCAAUAAUUUAAUAAUUAAACUAAAGAGCCCAAUAAUAAUUGUAAGGGUCAGCAGUCAGCUACUACCUCUCUUCCAUUUUCUCUCUCCUCCAUUUUCUCUCUCCUCCAUUGAAGCCACUCAGAGUUCUCCAUUGAAGCGCAACUUCAGAGUUUUCCAUUAAAGCACUCAGAGUUCUCCAUUGAAGCGCAACUUCAGAGUUCUCCAUUGAAGCGCAACUUCAUAGUUCUCCAUUAAAGCGCACUCAGAGUUCUCCAUUGAAGCGCACUCAGAGUUCUCCAUUGAAGCGCACUCAGAGUUCUCCAUUGAAGCCGCGCACUCAGAGUCUCAGGUAACAUCAUUUUCUCUCUCUUAAUCUGUUAUUCAAUUUUAAUAUCUGAUUGAAGAUCCGGUUUAGGUUAUAUAAUGUGAUCGAAAAUCAAUUCAAAUUGGAUUUUCUUCUGGGUGAUUUUGCUUCUUACUUGAGCUUGGAGAGUGAUAAAAGGAUUGUGGGUAAUUUUGCUACUUAUGAGUCUGUUGUUCUUGGUGUUGCUAAUGCUGAUUUAUUUUGGUGUUUUUAAUUAUAAUUUGGGAGUUUUUUUUGCUUGAUUAUAAUUGUGUUUGAUCUGAACUCAUGGAUGAAUGAUUAUAACCCUUAAUUUUGUGUGCUAAUCAUGUCACAUAUUUUCUGCACUUGUGCCAUUGAAUGUUUUCAUUUCUAUAUUAGCUACAAUUUGAAAAUACUUGAAUUAAAUCAAACCAAUAAAGGCUUGAUAAAGUAUACUAUUAAUCCAUCUAUAUAUUCAUACAAAGCCCAUAUUAUCUACUAAUAUAUGUAGUACUUUGAAUGAAUAUAAUGUGACUAAGCUGAUGAUUUAAUUAUAAUUUGGGAGUUUUGCUUGAUUUGAUUAUAGUAGUAUAAGAAUUGACUAAACUAGCAUGAUUAUAGAACGAGAAAGCAAAUGUGGUACUUGUGUGUUGACUGUUAAGGUUAGUGUAGUUGUGAUACUACUACUACUACACUGAAUUGGAGGCUGGACACUUAUAAAAUUUAACUAUGUAGUACAAGUAGUAUUUGUUUUAUUACCUUAGCAAAGCACAACAGACCAUAUAAGAUUCUGUUUUCGGAUUUUGCUAUUCUCCUGAUCGAACUCCUAAAUGUGCUGGCAGGGCAAAACAAUUAAUAUGGAUGAUGAUACUACUACUACUACUUCUACGGCACGUGAUGAUGGAUAUAAUGAAUACAUUACUCCGCAACGAAAGAGAAAGAAGAGGUCUAAAGUUUGGAGAGAGCUUAUUGAAGGGAAGAAUGUUCAAGGUGAGAGAAUUGCUACAUGUGUACAUUGUAAUUCUAUUUUAUCUGCAAAUCGUGAUAGUGGAACAUCUCAUUUGAAGCGUCAUUUAGAGAGGUGUGCAAAUAGGCCUCUAGGACUUACAUUUGAGGAAGAUAGUGAUGAAGAAAAUUUUGUUUUUGACAUGAAUGAACUUCGAAAAGAGAUUCUUAAUUUCAUUGUUGAGGGAGGUCAUUCAUUCACUAUGGUUGAAGAACAAGGAUUUAGGAGAAUGAUGAAAAGAGCUACCCCUAAGUUUAAACCAUUUGGUCGUGCAACCACAAAGAGAGAUUUAUUGAAGGCUUAUGUAUUGGAGAGGGAUAAAUUGAAAGAUUUCUUGUCUAAUGUUUCGGGUAGAAUUUGUUUAACAACCGAUAAUUGAAAGAUUUCUUGUCUAAUGUUUCGGGUGAAUUAUCCUACUUCUAAUGUGUAUUUUAAAGGUGCAUGGAUGGUGCAUCGCCAUUUGCUUGAGGCGGAGAAAGGUCCUUAUGAUUAUUUAAAGGAAAUGGUGAAACCAAUGCUUGAAAAAUUUGACAAGUAUUGGUCGGAUUACAAUUUUUACUUGUCAUGUGCCGCCAUUCUUGAUCCGAGGUACAAAGUGAAAUUUGUGGAAUAUUGUUUUAGUAAGUUAUAUGGAAGUGUAGAGGUCUCAAGACGAAUUAACUUGGUGUUGGGAACUAUGAAGUCAAUGUUUGAGGACUAUAAGUUGCAAUAUGCUAGUAGUUCACCUAUUGUAGUUGCUCCUUCUCCUCCUAGUACUUCCGGAGCUAGAAACUACUUUGAUGAUUAUAACCAUUUUGUCGGUACUAGUGCAAGAUCUCAAGUAGGAAAGUCACAACUUGAGAUGUACCUAGAUGAUGAUGCUUUAGAUCUCAAUUCACAAUUAGAUAUUUUGGAGUUUUUGCAUCAAAGUUCUGUGAGGUAUCCUGUGGUAUCUAAGAUGGCACGGGAUUUGUUGACUAUUCCUGUAAGUACUGUAGCUUCGGAGUCUGCUUUUAGUAUUGGAGGAAAGACUGUUUCGGCAUCGCGAAGUUCAUUAAAGUCAAAAACAAUUCAAGCUUUAGUAUGUAUGCAAGAUUGGCAUCGUGAAAGCAAUCAAGUAGAGGUUGAUAGUGAACUUGAAGAUGAAAUCAUUGAAGAAGAAGAGGAUGAUGAUGCAGACCCUUUCUACUAGGUCUUGUUUCUGUGUGCUGCUGGCUUUUUGGUUCUGUAGUUGCUUGUGUUGGUGUGGCUGGGAGGUGCUUUGUAGCUGCUGCUGUUGCUGGAGGCUGUUCUGAGUUCAUGAAGCACUCAGAGCCAAAGAGCUUGUUUCAUUCCUACUGCUGCUUCAUUCUUUUGUGGUAUCUGAGAACAUUUGCUAAAAUGUUGGCAAUGAACUAGACCAUUCUAGUAGUAUUUCGUAAAUCUAGAAACUAGUAUAUUACAAUUGAUGUAACAGGGUUAGUACUCUUGGUGAACUUAUUUUGGCGUGCUGGUUUUCUCUACACAGGCUCUACUUCUGGUUUUAUUUUGAUGUGAAAGAUUUUUAUGAGACUUUGAUCCUGCAUAUAUCUUUGUCUGAGCACAAGUAUACUAUUUAAAGAUUAGUAUACCAUUUAAAGAUUAGUAUGCUAUUUAAAGAUUAGUAGAAGUUAAUGGCCCGUUAAUGGCCCGUUUUACUUUUACCCCGACCCUGACCCGA